Molecule: messenger RNA, 381 nt
Organism: Didymodactylos carnosus
Lineage: Eukaryota; Metazoa; Rotifera; Eurotatoria; Philodinida; Philodinidae
Source: the annotation of a GenBank genome assembly
AUGGCAUCGUUACCAACGAAUUUAGAUAAUCAAAAAGCAAAAUUAGCCGAAUUAUUUACUGACCCAGGAGCGGAUCAUGUCCCGGCAAAACUGUUUCACAUAUUUUUGGUUGAACCCGAUGGGAAUGACAAACAGAAACGUGAAGAAACUUACGAUUUAUUAUUAGAUUUGUUGGUUGAAAACGCUAAAAUACAAGUUCCGUGGGUUAAUGCAGAAAAUGUGAAAUCCAGAAAUAUUAAACGAAUAGCUGGUAAAAGGCAGCACAAUCUCAAAUCAAAAACAGCAAGGACGAAUAUGAACGAUGAAAAUUCAAAUACCAGCUUCAUCACACAAACCCUUGGAAAACAAGAGGAAACUAUUCUUCUCAAUUGGAUAUCUUAA